AAUAACCGCUGGACUUUAUUAACAAUCGCGGUAACUUGUGAUUUAGACAGAAAGAAUCAAGGAAACAUGACUCCGUAUACUGUGUUUGUUUUCUUGGCACUUAGCCUCAUCAUCACUGAUAUUAUUCCAGUCGAAGCACGUUAUAAAUCGUAUCAAAGACGUAGGGCUUCAAGAUUUCUAAGGCAACGGCGACAAUUCGAUGAAGAUUUGGGAGACACCGGAAAUGCGUUCCAACAGAAAUUGAUUGAUGUCUUAAUUCCGGCAGUUUCACAAACUAUAUAUGCAAUCGUAAAUGAUCCAGCAUUCGGGUCUUGUACUUCUUCGUUACGUAGAAGAAAUGCUAAUUAUAAUUCUAAUACAAACAUUAAUACAAAUACAUUUGCUGAUGCAAUGGGAAGGCAAGGAGAUUUGGACGAAUUGGAUAUAAUAGACGACGAUCCAGAAAUUGUUGGUGACGAAGACAUUAUAAAUUUAAAUAGUGAUGAUAUUGAAGAUGAUAUUGCAAGUAAACGCAGUAUUAAAAGAAGGCUGCUGAGAGCUAGAAGAAGAAAUCGAAAUAGUAAUGUAAACGUAAAUCAAAAUUAUAACGCCAGCGCUCGUAAAGAAGAGACCAACACUAAUCCAAGUGCAGAAGCAUCUAAUGAAGAAGAAACUACGACUGAAGUAUCGAAUCGCCGUCGUCGACGUAACUUCAAAUAAUUAAAUUCAAUGCAUUCUCAAAUUUAUUUGCCUUGAGAUGGAUAUUUUAUUGAUUUGUAAACAUUAUGAAAAUUUAUAACAAAUACAAUGUUUCACAUAUCACAUA
Ceratosolen solmsi marchali is the source of this 805-nucleotide messenger RNA. RefSeq lists its product as uncharacterized. The transcript is spliced from 5 exons. Lineage: Eukaryota; Metazoa; Arthropoda; Insecta; Hymenoptera; Agaonidae. The coding region runs from base 67 to 699 and encodes 210 amino acids. The record is from RefSeq and is a predicted model, not a curated record.